This is a messenger RNA of Rhodamnia argentea, 1147 nucleotides long. Its product is annotated as methylesterase 17. The record is from RefSeq and is a predicted model, not a curated record. The transcript has 4 exons. Gene Ontology annotation, biological process: jasmonic acid metabolic process; salicylic acid metabolic process. Lineage: Eukaryota; Viridiplantae; Streptophyta; Magnoliopsida; Myrtales; Myrtaceae. Gene Ontology annotation, molecular function: methyl jasmonate esterase activity; methyl salicylate esterase activity; methyl indole-3-acetate esterase activity. The coding region runs from base 172 to 993 and encodes 273 amino acids.
AUAAAGGAAAAGUCGUGGAUGGAGGUCAUGACAUGCUCGUUGCCUCAUUGGAGAGUCACGACACCAAUAUGACUCCACUCCAGCUACGCAUGUGAAUUAAAAGAGCUUGCAGAGGCCGGCCAUUCUCUGUCAAGAAGAGAGAGAGAGAGAGAGAGAGAGAGGGGAUUGUGAAUGGGGGAGGAAGUGAGGAUGGCGGAGACAGCAGCAGCAACAGCAUCAGAAAAGCCAGCCCACUUUGUGCUGGUGCACGGGAUUGGAGGGGGAGCGUGGUGCUGGUACAAGAUAAGGUCCCUCAUGGAGAGCUCCGGCUACGCCGUCUCUUGCCUCGACCUCACCAGCGCCGGCGUCGACCCCACCGACCCCAACACCGUCCUCACCUUCGACGAGUACAACAAGCCGUUGCUGGACUUCCUGUCGACCUUACCGGAAGAUGAACAGGUGAUCUUGGUGGGUCACAGUGCAGGAGGGCUGAGUGUAACUCAGGCUUCAGGCAAAUUCCCAGGAAAAAUCAGGGCUGCUGUUUAUGUGGCCGCCACAAUGCUCAAGAAUGGUGUCCGCACAGAUCAAGACGUUAAAGAUGGAGUGCCAGAUCUAUCAGGAUUUGGGGACGUGCACGAUCUGACAUUUGGGCUCGGACCCGAUAAACCCCCAACAAGUACAACAAUGAAGCAGGAAUUUCAGCGCAGUAUCAUCUAUCAGAUGAGCCCUCUCGAGGACUCGACGCUGGCCGCGAUGCUGUUGAAGCCGGGACCGGUCACGGCGCUGAUGACGGCGAAGUUCCCCGAGGAGGAGGCGGAGGGAGUGGAGAGAGUGAGGCGUGUGUACAUAAAGACGGCGCAGGACCGCGUGGUGAAGCCGGAGCAGCAGGACUCGAUGAUCGCGAGGUGGCCGCCCGGUGAGGUGUUCACGUUGGAUAGCGACCACAGCCCGUUCUUCUCCGUCCCGUUCUUGCUCUUUGGAUUGCUCGUCAAGGUGGCCGCUUCUUGUGGAUGAACGAAUGAAUAAUAUUUGGUUUCUUGAUUUUGGCUGGACCAUGUCUGCGUCCUCGUGUUAUUUCGUAGCGAUUUGUUCUGCAAUUACUGUUCUUGAAUAACAAGAAGUACAUGUAAUAAUGAAAGAUCUGGAAUCUCUAAUGUGGGUUUAAUUA